CGAGAGCCGACGGAGGUGCUAGGAUGCGCGCAGGGAGGGCCACUCCAAGCAACGCGCUGGCCUCGGGGUCACCGCCAGAUCCUGGAAGUGAUGGCGUUCCGAUGGGACCAUGGCUUGUGAAGACUUCCUGCCUGCCAGUCUGCUGAAGACGGAGCCAGUGGCCGAGGAGGGAGAGGAUGCUGUUGCCAUGCUCAGCGCCCCAGAGACCCUGUCGGAGGAGGAGCAAGAUGAGCUGAGACGGGAGCUUGCUAAGGUGGAAGAAGAAAUCCAGACUCUGUCUCAGGUGUUGGCAGCAAAAGAGAAGCAUCUCGCCGAGAUCAAGCGGAAACUUGGCAUCACUUCACUCCAGGAAUUCAAGCAGAAUAUCGCCAAAGGGUGGCAGGACGUGACGGCGACCUCUGCAUAUAAGAAGACAUCUGAAACCCUAACUCAGGCUGGACAGAAGGCUUCCGCUGCGUUUUCGUCUGUUGGCUCAGUCAUCACCAAGAAGCUGGAAGAUGUAAAUAUCCGCUCCAUUCAGCACUCGAUUAGCAUGCCUGCCAUGAGAAACUCACCAACUUUCAAGUCAUUUGAAGAAAAAGUUGAAAACUUAAAGUCUAAAGUAGGAGGAACCAAGCCCGCUGGCGGUGAUUUUGGAGAAGUCCUAAAUUCCACAGCAAAUGCUACUAGUGCCACAAGCACGGAGCCACCUCUGGAACAAGCGCAGGAGAGUCCCUGAGCUGCUGCCCUCCGCUCUGCGGCCCACUGCCGAAUGCUGCAAGUGAGACUGAAGC
Acomys russatus (golden spiny mouse) is the source of this 773-nucleotide messenger RNA. It is a transcript of the gene Tpd52, whose product is annotated as tumor protein D52. Lineage: Eukaryota; Metazoa; Chordata; Mammalia; Rodentia; Muridae. Bases 110 to 718 code for a protein of 202 amino acids. The transcript is spliced from 7 exons. Gene Ontology annotation, cellular component: cytoplasm. Gene Ontology annotation, biological process: B cell differentiation. The record is from RefSeq and is a predicted model, not a curated record.